ACUUUCUAGUUAAGCAUGAAAGUUCUUCUCGUAAUAUUUUCAUUGGCCUUUGCCUUUGCUUCUGCAGAAGACAAUCAGACCGAGAUCACACCAGAACCAGACGAUUAUGAACCCAGCAACAUCAUCACCAAUGGCUAUGCAGCCUAUGAAGGCAAAGCGCCCUACAUCGUCAGUCUGCUGAUAAGAACUGAUAACAGCAAUAGAGUUGCAAUAGGCGGCGGCACCAUCAUCGGCCACAAUUGGGUUCUGACUGCCGCCCAUUGUCUAACCACGGACUAUGUGGACAUUCAUUAUGGCUCCAAUUGGCGUGGCAAUGGCCAAUACUACCACAGUGUGCGGAAGAACAACUUCAUCCGUCACCAUCUCUGGCCCAAUACCAAUGGCAAUGACAUUGGCCUGAUACGCACUCCGCACGUUGACUUUACAUCGAGGGUGAACAAGGUAAAUCUCCCCAAAUUUAAUCAACAGAACGAGCUCUUUGAGAACUGGUGGACAGUUGCGUGUGGUUGGGGCGGGCAGGCGAAUGGAAAACUGGCUGACUGGCUGCAGUGCGUCGAUCUACAAAUCAUGAGCAACAACGAGUGCUCUAGGAGCUAUGGCAAUCUGCCCAAUGGCAUAUUGUGUGUGAAAACACCUGGUGGAAAAUCCACCUGCGGUGGUGACUCCGGUGGCCCCUUGGUGACGCACGAUAACCCUAUUCUAGUGGGCAUAACAUCAUUUGGCUCGGCAGCUGGCUGCACAGUCGGCCACCCAGCUGGGUUUACCCGCGUGACCGCUCACUUGGACUGGAUACGCAAAAAUUCUGGUAUUGCGUACUACUAAGCAAUAAGGGUUUUUAGAGCUAUGUAAAAA
Messenger RNA from Drosophila navojoa, 852 nucleotides. RefSeq names its product serine protease 1. Gene Ontology annotation, molecular function: serine-type endopeptidase activity. NCBI's taxonomy places the organism in Eukaryota, Metazoa, Arthropoda, Insecta, Diptera, Drosophilidae. Gene Ontology annotation, biological process: proteolysis. The record is from RefSeq and is a predicted model, not a curated record.